GAGUGGUGUUAGAACAGAGCAGUGGGUCUGUUCAUGUGUGUCACACGGUAAAAGAGGAAGGGAGAACAUUUCUAAUGAAGUAUAAACACCUAAUUGGAGCUGCAACGUAUUUUUAUCCAAAAAAGGAAUACUUUUAGAUUUAUGGGAGACCAGGAGAACAUUUGGAGCAGCCCAUAGAUCAUGGAGAAUGUGAGCACGUCUGCCUUGUUCAACCUAUCGGACCUACCAGUGGAGAUGAACUCAUCGUCUUACUCGGAGUACAGCGAGGCCGAGGCAGUGCUGCUGGGCAUCAUCAUGGCCCUGCUGGUUUUGGGCAUCGUCUUUGGCAACGUGCUGGUCAUCACCGCCAUCGUGCGCUUCCAGCGGCUGCAGACGGUCACCAACAUGUUCAUCACGUCUCUGGCCUGUGCUGAUCUGGUCAUGGGCCUGCUGGUGGUACCCUUCGGCGCCUGCUACAUCCUCCUCAACACCUGGCACUUUGGCAGCUUCCUGUGCGAGUUCUGGACGGCGGCAGACGUCUUGUGUGUGACGGCCAGCAUUGAGACGCUGUGUGUGAUCGCGCUGGACCGUUAUCUGGCCAUCACAUCGCCGCUGCGCUACCCGUCCCUGCUGACCAAGCACAAGGCGUGCGUGGUGGUUGUGACGGUGUGGGGCGUGGCCGCCCUAAUCUCCUUCCUGCCAAUCCACAUGAAAUGGUGGGUGUCUGACGAGCCCGAGGCGCUCAGCUGCCUGGAGAACGCCCACUGCUGUGACUUCAACACCAACGCCGCCUACGCCGUUGCCUCCUCCGUCGUCUCCUUCUACAUCCCACUGGCGGUCAUGGCCUUCGUCUACGGACGCGUCUUCCAGGAGGCCAGGAAGCAGCUGCAGAAGAUACGUGGCAGCGAGGGACGGUUCCACGCCCAGAUUAUCAACAACAACAAGGGGCAGGAUGGUGGGGGAGGAGGAGGGGGGAACGGGAAGAGGCCAAAGUUCUGUCUGAAGGAACACAAAGCACUGAAGACGUUGGGGAUCAUCAUGGGAACCUUUACUCUCUGCUGGCUGCCAUUCUUCGUGCUCAACGUGGCGGUGACCAUCUGGAAGGUGGACAACAUUAAAAUGCCUUUCAGGAUAUUGAACUGGAUAGGAUACGCCAACUCAGCAUUCAACCCCCUCAUAUACUGCAGGAGCCCUGAGUUCAGGUACGCCUUCCAGGAGAUUCUGUGCCUAAGAGGGACUGCUUUCCCCACUAAUGAAUACAUGUACAGAGGACACAGUUUGCAGGUUAGCCCUAAGGAUAAGCCAGGCAGCUCUAUACAUGAUACUGGGACCAUGGAGCUGAGUACUGGCUCUCGGUCUAGUGUCCCCAACACGAAAAGAAAUUGCAAUAAACCUUCACUUGCCUCUAUUGUCUGAAUCGCAGGUUGUUACCAGUAGACUGGUCUUUCUCGUUUAGUCAGACCUGCUGAGCAGACAUGGGAUAGGAAAAGACAUGUGAAUCUAUUUCCAAUACUUAAAUGUGUUACUAUAAGAAUAGUAUUCUAGUAAUGUGUAGGUUAUUAAAUGUUAUAUGUUUCAACUUAAUAUUGAACAGUCUGAAAAAGACUUAGGAAGUAUUGUUUGUGUACGUGAUCAUGUGUACGUGUGGUUUGUAGACAUGAGUAUGUGCACAUGUCAUGUACUCUAGCGCUUGUGUCUGUGUGUAUUUCAACACCAGGGUUCAGGUACUAAGUUCAUGUCUCCAGUUUGGUUGCACAAAAAAAAAAAAAAAUCUACCUCAUUAGCAUUGUUUUUGAUUCACCUCCAUCUCAAAGAGCUUCAAGAACAAAUCAUUAUAAUCUGUUUGUAUGAAAAUGAAUAAUGUUGUCUGUCUGUUGAACUGGCUGUUCUUUGCUGGGAGUGGUCUGAAAGACAUGGAAAGGCCAGGGUAGGAAAGGUCCAGAGAAUUAAGAGAUCAAAUUAGGGUUCUACAGUAAUAUAUGUCCCUCCCACUUGUGCCAGCCCUCUGUCUGUAACACAUUCCAUAUUGAUCUGGGUCUCUCUCCCAGGGGCUUCUGUCUGUCUGUGGGAUUCUGAACGCUCCCUCGGCCACGGCCCACAAAUCCAAAUCUCUGACGAGUGCCGGCAGGUGCAUAUCAUCACAGACAGGCACUAUUACCAGCUGCACCGCACCCAAAAACAUUUAAACAGACGCUCACGCUGCUCUGUCCCACUCCCUCCAGCCACCACCUUCAGUACCUCAACCUUCACCUUCUCUACAACACCAUUUAAUAAGUGUGGUUACAUACGCAUGUCCUGCCGCCCCUCAGACAGACAAGCCUCAAUAACCCUUGCAAGCACGGUAUAGGUCAGAGCAGCAGUACCUUAAUGCUGGGUAGUAUGACCACCAUUGUACGUCAUUCUGACACCAAUACCCAGCCAGUACAUUUAGACUGUAAAGUUAUAUUUAGUGAUUGCUUUUACACUCUACCUUGCUGCUUCUCUGUGUUAUUAGUUGUUAAUGGCGACCGUGGGAACGGCUGUUGUUGUUGUGCUGUUCUCCGCUGUUGCUCUAGUGUUUCAAGUUGUAUUUUUGGGGAGGUUUUAUUUAUUUAUUUAUUUAUUUGUUGUUGUGAAGCUACAGUGUUUACAGAGAUUCAUGGACAAGCUGUCUGAUUUGGGAGACAAACAGAAUGUAGUAAUAGAUAUACGCAAUGUACUAACAUAGUGAAAAUAUAAGGAAAUAAACUACUACAGUAAGGGA
Messenger RNA from Oncorhynchus gorbuscha (pink salmon), 2722 nucleotides. Its product is annotated as beta-2 adrenergic receptor-like. NCBI's taxonomy places the organism in Eukaryota, Metazoa, Chordata, Actinopteri, Salmoniformes, Salmonidae. Gene Ontology annotation, cellular component: membrane. Bases 181 to 1395 code for a protein of 404 amino acids. Gene Ontology annotation, molecular function: norepinephrine binding; beta2-adrenergic receptor activity. Gene Ontology annotation, biological process: adenylate cyclase-activating adrenergic receptor signaling pathway; norepinephrine-epinephrine-mediated vasodilation involved in regulation of systemic arterial blood pressure; negative regulation of smooth muscle contraction. The record is from RefSeq and is a predicted model, not a curated record. The transcript is spliced from 2 exons.